UAUCUGCCUAUAUGUACAGGUUUACUACAAGUAUGGAGGGUCAACUAUGAGUGGAUUAUACGAUAUGUUUCACCCUGUUCUAAUGAUUGGCGAUCCCGAAUUACUCAAGCACAUCCUCGUUAAAGAUUUUGAUCAUUUUGUCGACCGUCGGCUGUUUAUGGCUGAAGAUGGAAGUCUUAUCAACGAAAUGCUGAGUAACAAGACUGGAGACGAGUGGAGGGCUCUCCGAGCCGUCAUGACACCAACCUUCACCUCCGGCAAGAUGCGUUCCAUGUUCCCUCUCAUCUGUGACAAGGCAGACUCUCUUGUAUCUUUUACUCUUAAAGAAGCUUCUCAGAAACCUUAUGUUGAUAUGAAGGUAAAUUUUGGACGGUUCACAAUGGACACUAUUGCUUCCUGUGCUUUUGGUAUUGAAUGUAAUUCCUUCACGAGCGAGGUGCCGGAGUUUGCCAAAUUGGCAAAAACAUUCUUUGAUUUUUCAUUGAUAAGGCUGAUAAAAUUUACCUUUUUGAAUAUGUAUCCAAAAAUUUGCAAUGCUAUUGGCAUUAAAAUAGAGCCUUUUAGUGUGAAAUUCUUCAUAAGUGUGGUAGAGGAGACCAUAGCCGCCAGGAAGGCAGGUCAAAAAAGAGGCGAUUACUUAGACCUUCUCCUUGCCGCGCGGGACGGUCAUCUUACCCAGGAAGUAUCCACUACUCACACCCAGUCCACCACUACAGCCACUGAAAACCAAGUGAGCAUCACCCACGAUUCUAACGCCCUUGAAACAAACAAAACAUUCAUCACUUCAUCUAAACAAGUGCUGACGGACAGAUGUAUCGUGGCUCAGUGUGUGCUCUUCCUCAUCGCUGGUUACGACACCACGGCGGCUGUUCUAGCCUUCUCUGCUUUUCUGCUGGCCAAACAUCCCGUACACCAGCAGCGUCUCCGCCAGGAGGUGCAACAGAUGGUUGAGGAACAUGGUGAUAUUACCUACCAGGGCGUAAUGGAAGCUAAGUUCCUGGACGCUUGUCUCAUGGAGAGCAUGAGACUCUACCCGGCCGGCACCUUCGCGGAGCGGGAAUGUACCAAAACAUACAAACUACCUGGCACUGACGUGAUACUGCGUCCAGGUGACUUAGUGACCAUCCCAAUCUGGAGUUUGCACCACGACCCUCGCUACUGGCCGGCACCUGAGGUGUUCCUGCCAGACCGCUUUCUGCCGGAGAACAAGUCCAAUAUCACUAAUUUCACUCAUAUGCCCUUUGGGAUGGGACCCAGGAGCUGCAUAGCAAUGCGGUUUGCCCUGAUGGAGGCCAAAGUUGCCCUGGCUAAGUUGAUACUGAAGGCAAAAUUGCGUCUAAAGAGCGGCCACGAGGAGGUGAAGGUGGCAUUAUCUCCUGUGCUCUUGAGACCAGAAGGAAGCAUCGAUGUUGUGAUAACUCCUCUGGCUACCAGCACACAAAACUAACUUCACCCACCAUAAGUGACUACCAUCCACUACAUAAAAAGUUCUCUAUGUCUCCCUAAUUAUCCUUAAAUAUAAUAAUAAACAUUAGCAGUGCCUUACUGAGAUUACAAAGUGUAUAUUAUAUGUGUAACUACUUUCGUUAUGCUUAAGUAUUGUCCUCAUGUGUUCUUGUACGUGUAAACUGACACUUCAACACCCUAAGUUAUCAUUUCAUUAUUGAAUAUUAUAUAUAUCAACUUGAGGUACCUGUAACUCUUGUCCCGUAUAUGUUAUAAUAUAUGAAAAAAAUAUUAGGAAUAAAUGUUAAGACAAUAAAUUAGAUAAUCUGGA
Messenger RNA from Cherax quadricarinatus, 1777 nucleotides. Its product is annotated as cytochrome P450 9e2. NCBI's taxonomy places the organism in Eukaryota, Metazoa, Arthropoda, Malacostraca, Decapoda, Parastacidae. The record is from RefSeq and is a predicted model, not a curated record. Gene Ontology annotation, molecular function: monooxygenase activity; iron ion binding; oxidoreductase activity, acting on paired donors, with incorporation or reduction of molecular oxygen.